AUGGACAGUGAGUCGCCAAAAAGCUACGAUUCCGACGCUAUUCUCGUUGAGAGUGGCAUCGAGGCUGUGGUCUCUACAUCUUCGAUUACCUCGAUCUCUAGUGAAAAUAGCUCUGACACUAUAAGUAUUUCGAGCGCCGAUCGACUGGACCAAAAACUUCCAGAUCAACAAUUUUCGAUUACACAGACCUCUAAUCUAUUCGAUCGUGGAAGCGGGGAGGUAUUGGAUCAUAAAGCAUCACAGGAGAAGGAAAGGCCUCAGGAUCUUCAUUUCAGGUCAGUAUGUCGACUUCUAGAUGCCGAAAAUUUCGAAGCCACAGAUCUCAGGGCAGGAAGCAGUCAAGAUGAGUCUUCUCCAGGGUACAUAUCAUGCUCAGAGGGGGCGACUUCCCAGAGUGAAAGUUCUCUCGAAGAGAAUGGCGGCGAAGAAAGCUUAAUCGAUGAAGUGCUAUCGGUGCUUGGAGUUGGGGGUCCAACGGCAAGAAAGAGAGCGAUACAUCCAUCCGAGAUCGAGUCUAGUACCAUACCCAACGACUACUCCCACAGUUCUCCUCUUUCUCAGAAACUGGAAUGUGUCUCGAUACCGCCUCUGCUAGUACCGAAAUCGAAGUACAUUGGUUGGAAGCAUUCCUUGUCUACCACCGACGAGAGGGCUACACUGAGCAGUAUGCUUGAAGCUCAAGCAGGGAAUCAAGAACAGCCAGACAGCUUCCAUGAUAUUCUUGUCGAAGACUUUGUGAUAUAUCGACCUGGAUAUUCAACCCGUUAUCCAUGGCAAGUUGUUACGUUGGAUAACAUUAUUUCGAAUCGCGAGAGCUGUCGGUACCUUCUCAAUGGUGUUCUCAAGUAUGGCGCAAUCGCAGAGUAUGUUGAAGCCAUGGAGAUCGACAUAGAUACAAUCAGCAUUGAUGGCUUUGAAGACACUGAGGUUCACUCCGUGCAGGACAUGGUCUACCUACAAACAGUUGUCUGUGCAAGGAGACGUACCGCAUUAGAUUGCUGGUAUCGUCUUGGUGAGCCUUCAGGCCAAUAUCGAGACCUCCACAAGCGAUUUUUGUGGGUAGCAGAUCUCGCCAAGCAUGUGAUUGACUACGCCAACUGGAAGUAUCAUUCAGAGGACCGUAACGUCAUGGUCCGCUUAAAAGACUUCCAGCAAGACUUCAUGACAAGGAUUGUGAAUUGGCAUGCUGGGAGUUUGCAGUUUGAAGAAUGGUUGCAUGUUUACAAAAAGCCUGACUUCAGGAUCCCUCUCAAUCGCCAUCGCGAGUUCAUAUACAGCAGAGCGGCCGGCUUAGGAGGUCACUAUCCGGACCAUGAUCUUUGGUCUGACCUAAUGGUACGGCCCGCAAUGUCCAUUAGUGAUUAUAAUGGACUACCUGAGGAUACUUUGGUGACAACAUACGUUAAACAUUGCUGCAGAUCCAUGCCAUGGAGCUAUGUUCUUAAAGAGGAAAGAAUGAGCGAGUCGGUAGGGCGACAACAGCAGCGUCGUGCAACUGCCAUGGGAUUCUCCCUUCCUACACUUCAUCAUCAGUCUUCAGGAUUAGAUGAGGUCCCAAGAACUGCUGCUUUGCUCGAGGUUGCCGCGAAAUCAGGAUUAACUUCUGCUAUCUCGGCUGACGAGGCUUUAGGCAGAUUCGCCAUUGUUCGUUGGAAACGAUCACAAGGCCGGACCUCCUAUCACGAAUACUCGUAUGUUUACAUCCAGAAGGUUAUCAAGUCUGAAUUAAAGGUCAUAUUUGUCUACCUACCCUCGGAGACAAUUUGCCUUGACGGACAUUAUCCCCAUCAAAACGAAUUGUUUCUUUCCGAAUGCUGCAACUGCUCUGCUGAUUGUGCCCCGAUUUUUCUUAGCGACAUUAUCCGACUUGUCGGAGUCACUAUUGGGGAUGAGAUAAUCGGGCUGCAGGAUUUCUUCGUCAGACAGAAGUAUGUACACAACGAGGAUGCAAUCUCUCGUCUAGAGAAAUCAGAUUUUCUAUGCCCCUGUCUCCGACCCCCAGAUGUAGUCAGCACUGAUGAAAAGUAUGACAAAGUCGAAAGGGAACCUCUUUCUGGCCUUGGCCUAUUCGCGGGGUGUGGCAACUUCGACCUUGGGUUAGAGGCGUUUGGCGCGGUCAAAUUUGUGGCUGCUGUGGAGAUCAGUGAGACUGCACUCAAAACAUACGCUGCAAACCGAUCAAUGGGUUUUCAUGGCCUCAUUUUUGACUCUGUCAAUCCCACACUACUAAAAAUUCUCCAAGGGAGUUUGGACCUUCAUGACAUAGAACUCAUUAGCGCUGGCAGCCCCUGCAAAGGCUGGUCCAGGGCAAACCCCUAUCGUGGGGACGAUAAUGGGAUGAGAAACUGCUCACUGGUUGCCUCAACCAUCUCUUACAUCGAGACCUUCCUGCCGAGCUAUGCAGUAUUGGAAAAUGUGGGUGCUAUGGGCUCUGGUGUAGGCAACUCUUGCAACCAGGUUGUUGCCUGUUUAGUUGGCCUUGGCUAUCAGGUCCGGAAAAUGAAGCUGAAUAGUCGAGAUUUUGGAAGUUCUCAAGGCAGGGAUAGACUCUUCAUACUGGCGGCUGCUCCCAAUGUACCUCUUCCUAAAGAGCCAAGGCCUUCGCACUCUAAGAAAACCGGCUUUGUGAAGGCUUCCGAAGUGAGUCGAGGUCUACCGCCAAUGGAUAACGACGACUUGAUCUGUAUAUCACAUCCAGAUCAUAUUGCUGGUGCGAAGCAAACUCCGCUGUUUAGAGAGCUCAUUCGGCGAAUUCCACGAUACCCCAAGACUAUGAAUUUUCUCCAGUCAGUUAAGAAGGGUUAUCAGGGAAAAGCGCAACUAGAGUGGUUGUUGUCAAGGAAAGGGCUUCAUGACGUCGAAGAUCAUAUGGCUUUUACUCGGCUUGACCCGGACGGUCUUAUUCCUACGAUCACAACGUCCCCAAGACCGGCUUGUGGAUGGGGUGGUGGACGUAUCAUACACUGGGACGAACAUCGCACACUCACCCUACUUGAAGCUCGGAGAGCACAGGGGAUUCCUGAUGAGGAAGUGAUUAUUGGAGACCUCCCGAAGCAAUGGGCCCAGGUGGGAAAUGCAGUGAAUCGACAGGUUGCCAGGGCGUUAGGGAAGGUCAUUGCGGAUUCCUGGUUUUCCAAAAGAGCAUCGCCUGGCCUGAAGAUCGUCGUUGCCAUUCCAGCAAACAAGACGUCCGGCCGGUCACAAAAAGCUAAGAAAGAGACCCGACUGUCUUGUAUGGGAGAUGAUCACGUCAGCGGAGGGCUCAACCUCAAGGACAUGGAGCAAGGUGAAGUCCAGUUCGUUCAAGAUAUAUUCAGACAUUAUGGACGCACCUCAGGCACCAAGCAGGCUAGCAUCAACAACAAUGCCUCAGAUCUGAGUUUCAGCCAGAUACAGCGUCGGGAAAUAUCCACCAUUGAACGAAAUGCUGCUGGUGACAAAAAGUCUGUUCGCAUGUUCGCAGAACGAAGCAUUGAAGUCUGCAUAAAAGCACCAACGCCGUCGUCAGAAGAGAUUGAAUACGGAAGUGCGGAACAUCCCAUUAAUUUGGAGGCGGAAGUUUCAAUCUCGAAGAGAAGGAGGGAAGAUAUUUCGGAUGAUGAUGACGAGGAGGAGGAUGAAGACGAUUUGAAGAACUGGGUGGGCAAGCGGGUCAGGUCGAGAAUGAACAAUUGA
Messenger RNA from Endocarpon pusillum Z07020, 3675 nucleotides. RefSeq lists its product as uncharacterized. The record is from RefSeq and is a predicted model, not a curated record. Gene Ontology annotation, molecular function: methyltransferase activity. The coding region runs from base 1 to 3675 and encodes 1224 amino acids. Gene Ontology annotation, cellular component: nucleus. The transcript has a single exon. NCBI's taxonomy places the organism in Eukaryota, Fungi, Ascomycota, Eurotiomycetes, Verrucariales, Verrucariaceae.